AUGGCCGAGGCCGUAUCAGAACCGGCCCCGUACAUCUUUCAUCGUGACCACAAGUCAAGUAUACGCCUAAAUUACCAGCACAUGCUGAUCAAGAAGCUCUGCAACGACCAACUCCUGCACCCAGCCGUGCGUCAGAGCAUAGCCUCGCGCUCAUCAUCCAUCAGGGUAGCCGACAUUGCUACCGGCACAGCGCUCUGGCUGACGGAGCUGUCUGAUGCGUUGCCCGCGGAUGCUCAGCUGCUGGGCUUCGACGUCUCGGCCGACCAGUAUCCGCCCGGGGAAUGGCUGCCCGGAAACGUGGCUUUGCAUGAGCAUGAUGCGUUUACGCCGUUUGCGCCGGAGCUGCUCGGCUCGUUUGACGUGGUGCACUUGCGCUUCUUCAUUACGCUGCUCAAUGGGGAGAACAUCCGGCCGCUUCUUGAUAAUCUGAAGACUCUCCUCAAACCUGGUGGUUUCCUUCAAUGGCUUGACUUUGAUCCGCGCUCGGCCAAGGCCAUUGCCACGCGCCCUGACAUGCACAUGCCGCGUACUGAAAGUGUCGUGUCCAUCAUGCGCAAGGCACAGCCUGACGUUGACUCGUGGAUCCUGCACGACUCGGAGCUAUUGAAAGCCGCUGGCCUCGAUCCCGUCGCCUACGAGCGCCUCCAGCUUUGCGACUAUCUGCGGCCCAUCUGGAACCACUGCCACAUCAUGGGCAUGGAGGAACUGUCUCGACGCAUGAGCCGGAUCACAGCGAAUGGGAACGACAAGCCAUCGCCGCUGUUGCAGCAGAUCAAGGACCUGGAGGCUGAGUUUGCGCAGGGUGCAAGUGUUGAUGCGGAGUGGUUCAUCAUGGUUGGGCAGAUGCCAGGCAGCACGCAGGAAUAG
Messenger RNA from Trichoderma citrinoviride, 867 nucleotides. RefSeq lists its product as hypothetical. The transcript has 5 exons. The record is from RefSeq and is a predicted model, not a curated record. Bases 1 to 867 code for a protein of 288 amino acids. NCBI's taxonomy places the organism in Eukaryota, Fungi, Ascomycota, Sordariomycetes, Hypocreales, Hypocreaceae.